This is a messenger RNA of Mucor mucedo, 693 nucleotides long. RefSeq lists its product as uncharacterized. Bases 1 to 693 code for a protein of 230 amino acids. The record is from RefSeq and is a predicted model, not a curated record. The transcript is spliced from 2 exons. NCBI's taxonomy places the organism in Eukaryota, Fungi, Mucoromycota, Mucoromycetes, Mucorales, Mucoraceae.
AUGCAUCCCACCAUUCAUCCUCUCAGUAAAAAAUCAUCAUGUGAAAGCUUAGCUCCCCUCAGCAACACCACCACAAAUAGCCUUUUUCUCGAUAACACCGAUAGUCUUUUACCAAAGGCUUCGCCUCGUCCUACAUCCACACCCACCAUCUAUCAAAAAUUAACAAAAGCCAAUAUUGAUUGGUGUCGUUAUUGUGGUACAACAGAAGGUGUCAAUUGGCGUCCUGGACCUUGGGGAAAGCGCACUCUUUGCAAUAAGCAUGGAUGUGAUUAUAAAGGUUAUGGUUUUGCAUGUAAGCUUCCUCGUCUCGACCUUACAGGUUUCACUAGAGAGACGAUUGAUGAAAGAGAAAGACCUGUUCUUCAAUUAUAUUGUUCCGGAUGCCAACGUAAGGAUUCAUGGCAAGGAAAUGUCUUGGUGCGAUGUGAAGGUUGCCCUAAGGCAUUCCAUCAAAACUGUUGUCCUACCAGCGGCGAACUAAGUGAUGAAUUUGUAAACUCUAAAGAAUCAUGGUUUUGUGAUGCAAGCUGUUGUGAAAAUACCCGUCGUAAGAGAAUCGUGGUUGAAUUGCCUCGUAAGCGCCUCCCAUUAAUGUGUGCUCCCAAAAGUAAUACUACCAGUUCCGCAAGCUCGGUUUCUUCCGAAUCCUCCUGUCGUCCCAGACGUGAAUCCUCCAUCUCUUCCAUGAGAUAA